AUGUCCACACAACACAUCAAAUCACAGAGCCCAGCUGCCUCGCAGCCUGGCGCCGUUGAUCCGCUCGUCGACUCCAUGCUGGACCUGUCUGGCUACGACGACACCGUCGCCCAGUACCACUCGCACUCACACUCGCACUCGCCCUCGCUGUCGCCCGCCGCCUCCAAGAACCUCACCCCCUUCGCCAGGCCCGUUCCGGCCACCGUCCAGACCACACAGGGCUCGCUGCUCUCCGCCUCAUCGGCCCAGCCUCUCACCGGCCCAAGCCACCAGUACGACCUCUACAAGCAGCAGACCGGCAUCGUCCCCGGCGCCCUGGCCAACACCCUGCAGGUCAACCAGAACAACGCCCAGAUCGCCUCCGGCUACCAGCAGUUCGACAUCGACGCUUACUUCGCAAAUAUGAACGACGGCUUCGACUUCAACGCCUCCCCGGCCCAGGCAACCAUGGACGUGGACUUUGAUUCGCCCUCUGCCGCCGACCAGAGCCUCUUCUUCGGCGAGUCGACAGUCAACCCCAACGCCAUCGGCGGACACGAGGACCACGGCCUGCCUUCGCCUCCGGGAGUGCCCAACCAGAGCAACGUCGGUCGCGUCUGGCCCGGCAUGCACCAGCAAGCCGCCCUGGCCAAGGCCCAGGCCCAGCAGAGGCAGCAGCAGCAAAUCAUCGCACAACAGCAACAGCAGCGUGCUACCCAGCAGUCCAGGGCAACAGCGCCCCAAGGGUGCAACGCGCCACUGAUGAACCUCCCCCGCGCCAGGAAGGACGAGGACGACAUGGACGAGGAUGAGAGGCUGGCAAGCGAGGAGGGCAAGAAGCUGAGUAGCAAGGAGCGACGCCAGCUGCGCAACAAGGUCUCCGCCCGCGCCUUCAGGUCCAGGAGAAAGGAAUACAUCACCCAGCUUGAAAGCGAGAUAGCAGGCAAGGUAACUGAGAACGGUGACCUGCGAGCUCAGAACCGGGCCCUGAUCGACGAGAAUAAGCGCCUGUCAGAUCUGACCCGCAUGCUUCUCUCGUCACCCUCCUUCUCGGACUUUCUUGAGCGACUCAGCACAAACCCCGCCCCUGCGUCCCAGCCGGCCCCUCAGGUUGACCAGAGGCAAGACGCCCGCCAAGCCCCAAAGGAUGUGAACCCUUACGCUGCCCACCAGCAGGUCCAGCGCCAACAAAUCGGCCUUGCCAUGCUCCCGGAGCAGAACAUGGACUUUGCCAUGGUCGGAGUUGACGCCGAUGCCUACAGCUACCAGCCCCAGGUUUACGCUGUUCUCGAGACCCCUGAGCCGCUCAUUGACGCAUCUGUUCUUGCCGGCAAGUCGACCAACUUUGUCGGCGAGACGUUUGAGUCCGAGCACGACGAGAAGGUUGAGAUGCCCGUCAUCGAGCGCCCAAUGGCAGUCGAGGAGAAACUUAGCGCACCAAAGGCUCCCGAGUCGCCGGUCGUCGUGGACGAGCAAUUCGAAAAUGACCCUGAUUUCGCGCUCUACCAUGGCUCUUCGGCCACAGUGAGCUCCGAGGAGAAGACGGUGGCCGAGCUCGACUUGGGCGGCCUCGUGCAACAUGACCUCUUCGGCGGCGUCGAGUCUGAGAAGAUGCUCGCCCGCUAUGAGCUUGUUGACGCGACCGAGGAGGAGGAGGCUGCUGCUCGCGCCAUGGCUCGUUUCCAGAGGCUGUCAGACAGCAUGGAACACGUUUGCGCGAGGCUUGAACUGCUCACAGCCGACACAUGA
This is a messenger RNA of Diaporthe citri, 1728 nucleotides long. RefSeq lists its product as uncharacterized. Gene Ontology annotation, molecular function: DNA-binding transcription factor activity. The transcript has 3 exons. NCBI's taxonomy places the organism in Eukaryota, Fungi, Ascomycota, Sordariomycetes, Diaporthales, Diaporthaceae. The coding region runs from base 1 to 1728 and encodes 575 amino acids. The record is from RefSeq and is a predicted model, not a curated record. Gene Ontology annotation, biological process: regulation of DNA-templated transcription.